Molecule: messenger RNA, 1708 nt
Organism: Malania oleifera
Lineage: Eukaryota; Viridiplantae; Streptophyta; Magnoliopsida; Santalales; Ximeniaceae
Exons: 4
Coding region: 97-1533 (478 amino acids)
Source: RefSeq, a predicted model, not a curated record
GUCAGGGAAUUCAAAUAGAAGAGUAUCGCUCUGUGUGGUGUCUGUGUGUGUGUGUGUGUGUGUGUGUGAGAGAGAGAGAGAGAGAGAGAGAGAGAGAUGCCGAAGAACGAAGCCGGAGCAAGAUCAUGGAGGAAGCCGUUGAGGGACGUGUCGAACGGUGGGAAAUCCUCGAAACCGCUGAAGAAGAAAGUCUCUGAGACCGAAGGCCGAACUGAAGACGACGUUCUCGAUCGCCUUCUUCUUGUUCAGUCCGAUAUCUCCACUCUCCUCCAUCAGAUUGAUGAACUUGUUGUGCAAACAUUUAAACUUAAGCCAACGAGCAGGCAGGGAAGAAAAGAAAUUGAGUCUUUUACAGACGUCCUAUCUGAAAUGCUUUGCUCUUUAAAGCCCUGGGUUCCCAGAUUCCAGAAAGCACUUUCUAGUCCUUCCAUGAGGGCUAAGGAUCAGUUGGAACAGAUAUUGGCAAGUAAACCUCCGCCUGCUGUAAAUGAAAAUGCCAGAAAUGUAGCUGACAGUCCACAACAAACUGAGUUGGAUUCAUUAAUUUCUCCCUCACCUCUUGUGUCUUGGCGUGCUGACUGCACUAUUGAGAGAGGCAGACAACUCUUUCUGCUCACGCCUCUGCCUAUGUCAAAAGCAUUGUCAUCCAGGAAGCAGCGCUCAAAAUCGAUAUUUGAAAGGAUCGCUUCUAAUGCUGAUGCCGAGCUACCAUCAUUUUGUAUUGUUUCUGAAGAUGUUGAUGAUGGUUUUCUUGAGGGUGUAGCAGUAAAGUCAACACCAAACAAACUUCAUGAAUCCAGUGCAGCUGAAGUGGUAAACAAUUCUGAAUGUGGAUUUACUUCUCCGCCGAGGUCUUCAAAAAAAGACUGCUCUUUUCUUGUAAUGACUCCUUGCCUUAAAAUUUCACCUCCUAAGUCUUGUGUGUUGCUUGAACCCAUCUCUGAGUCCUCUCUCCCCGACAAUGACAACGUCCAUAAGUCAGAAAUGUCUGAUUCCUCUGGCAGUCAGGUUUCCAAGAGUUUGGCCUUAAAGUAUCCUGAGCUCUUUGGAAUACAACCGACUCAUAAAUUGGGAAUCAGAAAGAAAGAGGUAGAAGCAUCGCCUGAUUGGUUUAUGUCACCACUGAAAACUUGUGUGCUUAUGGAGCCACCAGAUGAGAAGCCCCUGAAAAAUGCUGCUGCCUGCUUUCCCAGGACUACUCCGGCCCUCAAAAACCAAAUAGACUUUUCUUCGGUACUAGGGAAUGAUGUUCAAAGCUCUCGUCAUUUAAGGAACAAAAAUUUUAGUCAGGAACUUGGUGAUACCUCAUAUCUAAUAGGAAGCACUCCCAUGGGGGAACCUGAAAGCUCAAUCCAAAUAGGGAAGCAUCCUGGUGAGACUACUCUAAAGAAGGAGUUAUGGAAAAAGUUUGAAGCCGCCUCUACCAAUGGGCUUCAUUUUAGCAUCUCUGUGCAACAGACUGCCCAAGGAGGAUUUCUAGAUAGGCUGGAUGAGGUUUCCUGUGAUGAGACAAGUUCAGAGGGUCUGAGAUAACAGACUUUGCUCUUGAUGUUAAAGAUUGUGAUAUGUAUGUAAAUGAGGGUGUAUAUUCACAUGUGUUAAGAGGCUCAAUGAGCAUUUGUUUACUGCAGUUUUCUGCUGCACUUGUAUUGCAUUAGAACGCAUGUACUUUGGCCCAGCAAAAGUUAAAAGAGAUUACUUCUUUUUU